ACCGUGAUGAACACCAAGAUUGUCUCACUGUCCAUUCCACCAGCUUCCUUGUAUUCCUUUGAAGUGAUAUGUGUGACACUUUGGGUUCUUCUUAUGAACAAAGUCAUUGUACCAGCGACCAGGACAUUCUUCACAAGUGGAGCGGAGCUAACACAGUUGCAGAGGAUCGGGAUUGGCCGUUUCCUAAUGAUCUUUGCCAUGGCAAUGGCUGCUCUUUUAGAAGCAAAGAGGCUAGAGAGCGUCCAGCAUGGCAAUCCAUUAAGCAUCGUGUGGCAGCUGCCGCAGUACUUCGUCAUCGCUGGGGCUGAAUGUUUUGUCAUCAUUGCUCAGCUGGAGUUCUUCCAUGGCCAGGCACCUGACUCCAUGAAGAGCAUGUUGACGGCGUUUGCGUUGCUCACCACUGCUCUCGGCAACUACUUGAGCUCAGCUAUCAUCACCCUUAUUGCGGGGCUGACUAGGGAAUGGCAGAGCCCUGGAUGGAUACCUGAUGACCUGAACGAAGGGCACCUUGACUACUUCUACUGGUGCCUUACAGCCAUCUCAUUUGUGAAUUUUAUUGUCUAUGUCUAUUUUGCUAGUAAAUACAGAUUAAAGAAAAUUGUUAUUGAUGGCUAAAAUCCAUUGUAACCACACCAAUUGAAGUGUAUAUAUAGGCCACGGAACUAGAAAAACAUUUUCUGUAUCCAGAAAUUGGCUUCGGGUAACUGAGAAUGAUGUGUUGUAUUGAUAAUACCGUGAUGGCACCUUCAGAAAGAUGAUUUUGUAAAGUUC
Messenger RNA from Triticum dicoccoides, 771 nucleotides. Its product is annotated as protein NRT1/ PTR FAMILY 8.3-like. Gene Ontology annotation, biological process: transmembrane transport. The record is from RefSeq and is a predicted model, not a curated record. Lineage: Eukaryota; Viridiplantae; Streptophyta; Magnoliopsida; Poales; Poaceae. Gene Ontology annotation, cellular component: membrane. Gene Ontology annotation, molecular function: transmembrane transporter activity. The transcript has a single exon. Bases 7 to 615 code for a protein of 202 amino acids.